Messenger RNA from Gasterosteus aculeatus aculeatus (three-spined stickleback), 3520 nucleotides. RefSeq names its product palmitoyltransferase ZDHHC18-B. The record is from RefSeq and is a predicted model, not a curated record. Gene Ontology annotation, molecular function: protein-cysteine S-palmitoyltransferase activity. NCBI's taxonomy places the organism in Eukaryota, Metazoa, Chordata, Actinopteri, Perciformes, Gasterosteidae. Gene Ontology annotation, biological process: protein targeting to membrane; peptidyl-L-cysteine S-palmitoylation. Gene Ontology annotation, cellular component: endoplasmic reticulum; Golgi apparatus.
UCCUUUGUGUUAAGUUUGACAACAUCUGGUUGUGACAGCGCACCGGGUUCCAUUCGCGAGCCUGUCGGGAGUCUUUGAGGGGAGAGCGAUAACACAGACAGGAGACUUCAAUUUUAGUGCUCGUAUUGAUUUUUUUUUGUAUGCAUGCAGGACCUCUCGGGGUUACCGGAAGGGGUUUUGCCAGAAUGUGCAGGACGAGCGAGCUAACAGGCUAACAAUGGGUAACUGUGUUUCGGCUGCGCUGGUGUGAAGUAACGUUCGUCUGAAUGGCUAAGCUAACAAGCUAACGAUGACCAGUUGUGUCCGAGCGAGGACGUUCUGGAGGCUUACCGGGGAAUACGUGAUAAGUCACGGGAAAGUAACGGCACCGGGCAUGUGAUUUCGAGCAUGGGCUCUUUUGGGUUGAUUACAACUAGAUGCCCAGGAUACGCUCUCUUUCUCCCUUGAACAUUUGCCGUAUUCCGCCGCUUCGAGCACGGGGUGGUGGUUGUGGUGGUGGAGGGGGUGGAGGAGGGGCGGGGGUGGUCGGUGAUGCCCAAAUGCCCCCGGUUCACCGAAUUGGGACCGAGCAGCCGACACUUCACCGUGAGCCAUGAAAAACUGCGAGUAUCAACAAAUCGACCCGCAGGCGCUUCCGCCCGCCACCCCGAACCCCCCUCCGCCCCCCCGCGGACCGCACGGGGACCGCGGAGAGGAGCCCACGGCGCCGAGGAGAAAGUGGCAAGUUUUCCCCGGAAAGAAUCGCUUCUACUGCGACGGGCGGAUCAUCGUGGCCCGUCAGAGUGGCGUCCUGCCCCUCACGCUGGGUCUCAUUAUCGUCACGUGUGGAUUAUUCUUUAUAUUUGACUGUCCCUUCCUGGUCAAACACCUGACCAGUUGCAUACCUGUUAUUGGGGGACUCCUCUUUGUGUUUGUGGUCAUCACCUUGCUCCAGACCAGCCUCACUGACCCUGGCAUCCUGCCCAGGGCCACUCCAGAUGAGGCUGCAGACAUUGAAAAACAGAUUGACAACACUGGAAACGCCAGCUAUCGGCCUCCGCCACGCACCAAGGAAGUCCUCAUCAACCAGCAAGUGGUGAAGCUCAAGUACUGCUUCACCUGCAAGAUGUUCCGGCCUCCGCGCACCUCCCACUGUAGCCUGUGUGACAACUGUGUGGAGCGAUUCGACCAUCACUGCCCAUGGGUAGGGAACUGUGUGGGAAAACGCAACUACCGCUUCUUCUACACCUUCAUCGUGUCGCUCUCCUUCCUGACGGCGUUCAUCUUCGGCUGUGUGACCACACAUCUUGCGCUGAGGGCUCAAGGUGGAAAAGGCCUCAUGUUCGCUCUGCAAGAGAGUCCAGGCAGUGCAGUGGAGCUGGUGGUAUGUUUCUUCUCAGUCUGGUCCAUCUUGGGCCUCUCGGGCUUCCAUACAUACCUGGUUUCUUCCAACCUCACCACUAAUGAAGAUAUCAAAGGCUCCUGGUCAGGGAAGAGUGGAGAAGAUGUGUCCAACCCGUACAGUCAUAAAAACAUCUUUGUCAACUGUUGUUCUGUGCUCUGUGGACCCAUGCCACCCAGCUUGAUUGACAGACGAGGGUUCCUGCCCGCGGAUGAAUCCGUGCAGACGGCGGCUGUGGACACUGAGCUGCCCACCCUGGCCACUAAAAGCGUGUGCACACAGGGAACUAAAGGUCUGCUGGAGUCGGCCACUAUCCCUCCGCUCCUGUCCGCCUCGUGUCCUCAGGGGAAACCUCACUCGGCCCGUAGCUGCCCGGACAAGGGCCCGGCGGUGAACCCCGACCCCGAGCUCCCCACCAGCUGUGGGCGCCGCCCCGCUGCUGGCUCCCCUCCAGCACGUCACGCCAAGGCUCGGGCGAAGAAAAGCAAACGGGCCGCUCAACGUGUUCCCAACCCGUCCUUGGACGGACCCGUUUCGCCCGCCUCUCCGGACGCCGGCCCCGGCUCCCAGGCCGGGGGCCACGUGGGCGCCACCUUCGCCUCUUUGCACUGAGUGAAAGUGACGGCGAUCUCCAGUGGAAGCGCACGUUGUUUGACGCUUGCAUGCUGUAACACAGUCAGAUGACAAAUAGUGUGAGUUUAAAAAUGUGUGCUAUUUGUUGGUUUAUCUGAAAGCUCUUGAGUCUUGUCAACGAUGAAGAUGACGUCACUAAGAUGUGUAUUUGUGUGUUCAACUUGUAGUGGACGUAGGGACGCUAAAGCCGACUGGAUGUAUUCUGGUUGUAAAGUAGCAUCUUAGCCUUUUGGUGUAGAAUGAAUAGCACACGAAAAGACGGUGUACUGAUAGAGCCAUAUGCCUUCCUGAUGAUUCUCAUGUAAAACAUGAAUUUUACCAGCAUGUCAGAUCCAUCAAAUAUUGUGAAAUAGUAGCUUUGAUGUAUCAGGUUGAAAAAAAAAACAGUCCUAAGGGGAAAAUCCAUUCCAAAUGUUGAAUUAACACUGAUUUCUAAUAGAUUUACAGCUCAGUUUAUAAUGGUGAUACAUUUGUUCUUGGAGAGCAGAGAGACGGUUUCUGCUGAUGAUGUCAUCUUGAGACACACAGGCAGUGGACAGUUGAACGGGUCAUGAGGCUCCAACAGCAACUCUGCCAUUCAUAUUGGAAAGCUCUGCUUUAAAAAGGUCAAACGUAGUGCUCAUAAAGCUCAUUUUUAGACAGGAUAACCUGAGUGGAGAGCAUUCAGUUCACCCUCAAGUCUCUGCAUCCCUUUCUCAGAACAUUUCUUCGAUUUUCUCCUCUGUUGCAGAUUUUUUGAAUUGCACUUGUGAAUUUGGACUCAGUGUGGGUUUUCCCUUUAACUUAGCACACGAAGAAACACAGUGUGUUUCAGUUGUAUCAGUUUGUACUGUAUUUUUGUGCCGUAUAAAUGGCAGUGAAUGCAACUGCAUGAUAUUGACUAAAAAUGUAUUUUCAAUUUAGUUUAUUUACACCCUUUCAAAACAUUCCUUUAUACGCCUGAGAGAUCCUGUAGCACUUUUCGUAGGAAAACUGUGAUCUGGACUGUGUAUGCGAGCUGAAGCGGUACUGUUAACAGCCGUUGUGCUACACCACCUCCUGCUUGAGCCAUCGUUAAUAUCAAAAGAUUCUCAAAGAUUUAAAGCUUCCACAUCCUGGACCCGCAACAGCGAUACACCUUUUCUCCUCCGUACGAUUGUUUACUUCAACUACUCUAAGAAUGUGAAUGGUGAUUGGUUCUCAGGGGGGAAAAGUGGGUGAAGUGGGAAGGUAUUCAAUAUGCAAGUUUAAUGUGUGACGUGUCACGUUGAUUCUCAUUGCAACCUGAUAGCAAUGGUUGCACAAAGAAAUGCAAUGAUCCACGUGUUCAUUCCAAUGCACUAAAUGGUAGGCACACAUGAACACACACACACACACACACACACAACCAACGUUAACGCUGAGCUGCAUCACAUGUGAAGUAUUCUAUGUGUCCAAAGUCAACCAAGCACGUCCACGAUGUCACACAUACAAGUAGGCUGCCGUCAAAAGGAAGGAAAAGGAAAAUAAAGUUGAGUGAAAUAAACA